AAUACAUACAUAAACUUUAUCAACGCGGCCUCAUCGAAUUAUUUUUCUUACUUUAAAUGUCUUUUAAUUGUAUAUAUUUUCUUAUUAUACUCAGUGGGAGACUGUAUAUCACCUGUGCCGAAAAAAACGUGUCUAUAAUAGAAAAUGGAAGAUGCUUAGACUGUAGGAAGGAAAAUAAGGAAAUGUGUCGGAUUAAAGAGACAGGAUUUAGUUGUUAUGAAGGAAACUUUUAUAGGCGAUUGGGACGAUUACAAGGUGAAUUCCCCAAAACAACAAAUAAAGAGGAUGUUUGCGUUCCGCCCGGAAUGCAUAUCGAUAUUAUAAAUGCCAAAGUCUGCUGCGUUUGGUCGCCUGAAAUCGGUUGUCAAAUAUUAUUAAGUGAAGAUCACCAGGGCGAAUUUUGCUUCACUUGCAGAGUGAAAUAUAAAAUGGAAUACAAAGGACUAAUUUCCUGUCCGUGUGUAAAAAGUGAAGGAUUGUGCCAAGUCCAUGUGAAAUCGUGGCAGACCUUUGUUUUUACAUGUUUAAUCAUAAAAUUAUCCAGUUUUACGAUGGGGUUCUAGCUUAUAAAUUUAAAUUGUACCUAAAAUUGUAA
This is a messenger RNA of Drosophila mauritiana, 595 nucleotides long. RefSeq lists its product as uncharacterized. The coding region runs from base 57 to 563 and encodes 168 amino acids. The transcript has 2 exons. Lineage: Eukaryota; Metazoa; Arthropoda; Insecta; Diptera; Drosophilidae. The record is from RefSeq and is a predicted model, not a curated record.